AUGGUGGUGCUGCUGCUGGGCGCCGCAGUUCCACCAAAGAUCUCCAAUAUCUCUUCAGAUAUCACUGUGAAUGAAGGCAGUAAUGUAACCCUGAUAUGUAUGGCAAAUGGACGCCCUGAACCUGUCAUCACCUGGAGACACCUCACCCCUACAGCUAGAGAAUUUGAAGGUGAUGAAGAGUUCUUGGAGAUCCUGGGGAUAACACGAGAGCAAUCGGGCAAGUAUGAGUGCAAAGCGGCAAAUGAAGUUUCCACAGCAGAUGUCAAACAAGUCCGAGUCACUGUGAAUUACCCUCCCACCAUCACGGAAUCCAAGAGCAAUGAAUCUGCUACAGGACGACAAGCUUCACUCAAGUGUGCAGCCUCUGCUGUGCCUACGCCUGAUUUUGAGUGGUACAGAGAUGACACAAGGAUAAAUAAUGCCAAUGGUCUGGAGAUCAGAAGCACGGGGAGCCAGUCCUUCCUGACAGUGGCCAACGUCACUGAAGAACAUUACGGCAACUACACUUGCGUGGCUACCAACAAACUGGGAAUCACAAAUGCUAGCCUAUUUCUUUACAAGAAAAUAUUACCCACACUCCCCAAUCCUUUUUCAGGUCAGUAUAUGCUUUAUGUCACAGUAGCUUUUUGA
Messenger RNA from Gekko japonicus, 630 nucleotides. RefSeq names its product limbic system-associated membrane protein-like. Gene Ontology annotation, cellular component: axon; neuronal cell body; plasma membrane. The coding region runs from base 1 to 630 and encodes 209 amino acids. Lineage: Eukaryota; Metazoa; Chordata; Lepidosauria; Squamata; Gekkonidae. The record is from RefSeq and is a predicted model, not a curated record. Gene Ontology annotation, biological process: homophilic cell-cell adhesion; synapse organization. The transcript is spliced from 6 exons. Gene Ontology annotation, molecular function: axon guidance receptor activity.